AGCGUGAAUAUACUACGAAUGUGGGUGGUUUAUUUUCAGUGUAAUUUGUUCUGAUUGGUAUUAAGGAGUAUCCGUUCGUGCAAGAAACGAAAUAUCUGAUGGUGAUUGUUAAAAGUCUUUCUCCUCACUUACACCGGAAUUUUCACCGUACACCACAAGAUUGUAUUCUAUUUGAAUCGCUUCAUUAUUUUGUGGUUAUUUUUUUUUUGGGCAAUCUUAUCCGUUUCACAAUCCGUAUAAAUAAGAAUUCUGAUCGAGACCAUGAAGUCAGUUGCAGUAACUUUGUAUGUGGAAGAAGUAUGAAACGAAUCGCGAUCCUUUUAGUUUCCUUGCUGGAAUGGGGCACCAUUUCCGCAUCUGUGACAGAACCAACGGUUGUGCUCAACAAAACAAAAAGGACACUGGCAGAUACCGCAACUUAUGGGGAAAAACCGGCACCACUAUUCUACGCAAUUCCUGAUGGAACAAGGCCAGACUUUUUCGCAACCACAAAAACAUUCGCCUUGGCAAAAUCUCCAUAUCCUGCUGUUUUUGACCCCGAAGUGCCAAAGCAAGUAGCUGCUCAGCAAGUUUUGUAUGAGUACCAACAAACACCAACUAACGCCGUUUCCAAUGUGCAUGUCAAACAGCUAUUUCAGCCCCUGGAAACCAGCGAAGCGAAUAAUACUCCGCAAUUUAACCAGAAUAAUCCCAUGGCACAACAACAGACCCAACAGCAGAAUAAUCAGAACGCACAUACGUCAGAAACUGUUGUUAAUCCCGUACAACAUAGUUCCUUGGUUAAUCACGGUCAAAACUACGCACAUGUGCAAAUUCAACCAUAUUAUCCUCAGCAUUACCAGACCCAUCAUUAUGUUCCUGGCAGGUACUUCUAUGUGAACGGAAAGUACAUCUAUCCACCUCUACCAGCGCAGCCACACCAUCCUGCUCAAAGCCAAAAUCAAUACCAAAGCAGUAAUAAUGCUCCCAACCAGGUCAACAAACCAGUUAGUUAUAUAACAUACGGAAAUACCCUUAACCUUCCCAAACAAAAAUUAACACCCCCACCAACUGGUUCACCGAUGAACUAUAACAAAUUCAUGCCACCUCAAAAACAAGACAUUCAACCAAUCACGAAACCAGUGCAGUCUUCCCCUCCAAAAGUGCGUGAAGAAGUAGAUGAGGAAGAAGAAAAUUCUUCAGUACAGAAAGAAGAUGAAAGAAAUCGAGAGAGAGAGAGCAGCGAAGAAGAGGACGAUGAUAAAUCUAACUACGAAGAAGAAGACGAAGAAAACGAAGAUCAAUACGGAAAAUAUUUCGAAGACGAAGAGGAAGACCGUGGAAAUUACAGGGAAGAACAGGAAGAAGACGAGGAAGACGAUAGCGACAGGAAAGCCUCAAGAGUAGUGAAAGUCCACAAGUCCCCAAGUAGAAAUAAAAAGAAUACCCCUACCAAAAAGCGCCAUAACGACAAGAACAACUACGCCUGGAGCGAGUCUUACAGCCAUAGCAGCAAAUAUGAAAAUGGCAAGAAAAAAUCCGACAAGAGCAAAGAGAGCAAGAAAUAUGAUACAACGAAAAAGGCUGGCAAGAAAAACAGGAACAAACCGAGGAAAGGAAAUGAAAAAAUCGAAGGCAGAUUCAGCCAUAACAUACCAGUAAUUCAUGAACAUAAUAUAUUCAGAGAAAAAUGGUAUUUAUCGAAAUCGAAAAAUGAUAGGAAGCAUUGAAGGGAAGAGUGAUACCUUCCCAACAAUUAAAGCGUGAUAUAGUUUAUGAAGAUCAAUUCAUCGAUUGUGAUAAGUAAUCUUCAUAAUUUUCGAGUUGAAGUCUGAUUGUUAUGUAUUAGGUUAAAUGAUGCCAGAAAAAUCCAUGGGAAAAUUUUCGAGAAGGCCCUUGAGCACUUUUCGCAUGCUGGUCUGAUAGAAACCGUUAUUAAUUCUAGCGUUGUUUAUGAAUAAAUCUUAUUUUUGUAGAAUAUGUAGAAAUUGAAAAAUAAAAUAUUUUUUUGAUGAAAAAA
Messenger RNA from Coccinella septempunctata (seven-spotted ladybird), 1999 nucleotides. Its product is annotated as probable serine/threonine-protein kinase DDB_G0280133. The record is from RefSeq and is a predicted model, not a curated record. NCBI's taxonomy places the organism in Eukaryota, Metazoa, Arthropoda, Insecta, Coleoptera, Coccinellidae. The transcript has 2 exons. Bases 99 to 1709 code for a protein of 536 amino acids.